Molecule: messenger RNA, 1994 nt
Organism: Xenopus laevis (African clawed frog)
Lineage: Eukaryota; Metazoa; Chordata; Amphibia; Anura; Pipidae
Gene: polr2m.L
Product: DNA-directed RNA polymerase II subunit GRINL1A
Exons: 4
Coding region: 245-1237 (330 amino acids)
Source: RefSeq, a predicted model, not a curated record
UGCACCGACUCCAGCAGGCAAGCACCUAGCAACUUGCAGAAAAACAACCCAGAAACGCCUUCAGCCGAGCCUUUAGCUACACGCAAACACGUAUUGACGUCACGCGCAGGCGCAUCGGCAAUUAACAUGGCGGCGCUCUGCUGGUGCUUUUAGUCAGCGCUUCUUGUAAAAAUAUAAUCCCGGAACAGGCCCUUUAUCACGGGAAUUGUCCCUGGGUAUUUUAUCAGUGUAUUUAAGCAGGGGGAUGUCGAGUGGCAAUGAUCUGAAGGGGAAGAGUGUGGAACAACUGCUGGAGAUCCUAGAGAGACAAGAGAAGCUCGUGAAUAACAGGAAGUUUCUUGCCCGACUGCCUGACAAAGGAAAAAAAAUUUUGGAGUUUACUGAAAAAGUGCGACUUGCUAUUGCAGAGAGUCAGGCGUUGAAAAGAACAGGAGAUCUUAUAGCUGCAUUCAAAGGGGACUUCCAAGCAGCUCAAACCAGGGAAAAUAAGACCAGUGAAAAAGUGGAAGUGGGUUCACCUUUAAAAACUUGGGCACUUAACACUCAUUUAGCUGAAGAAACGCUCAGCUCUUCUCAAAAUAUAAAUAUUGUUGCUGGUCCACAAAAUCCCACUGAAGAACCUUCUAGAUCUUACUCUAUUAAGACUGAAAUAACUGCAGACCACAAAGAUGAUCUUACCUUCAAUGCUGACACAUUGGCUAAUGAUUUAAAGAACAUUCAUAUUAAAGAUGGUGUGGAAGAAACAAACCGGAGUGCACCACCAACAACAUCAUCUAUGCAGGGAAUAAAUCCACCCUUUUUAAAUGCAGCAAAGACAAAACUUCACUAUGUUGAAGUACUAGAAAACAGAGCACAUAGGCCAAUUAAAAAAAAGGAAAAAUACAUGCCCAGCAGGUUUCCAUCAGGUUCAAAUAGUUCCUCUGCUAGCCAGUCACCAGGAGGAAGGGGACUUACAAUUUCUGCUGAAGAGAGAAGAGCACAGGAUAAGAAACACUUAAAUGAUAUCACAGCUGCAAGUUUUCCACCUCUUCAUCAUGCCCCUGCCCAGUUACUGCCAUUAGAGGAGUCCAUAGCUCUCCAGUUAGCACAGAAUAAGACUUAUGAGGAACAGCAAGCCAAGCUAGCAGCAGGAAAACUUAUGGAGAGGAUGAACAUAAAAAUGGUAAAAUCUAACCCUGAAGGGGAUUCCUACCUGAAAUACAGAGAUCUGAAAGAUGAUGAUGAAGAAGAUACAUAACCGGAAAGACCAAUUGGCAUAUAUAGAUAUACAGUGAAACCUCAAUUUUACAUCCCCUGAUUUUAAGUUUUCCCUUAUUUUACAUAGUUGUUUUGUGGCCCCAUCUAUAUAUUAUUCAUAAUACAUUUCCCUUAUUUUACCUUUUUCCUGGAUUUUUACACCAUUUUUUUUCUGGUCCCCCAAAAAAUUUAAAAUGGGGGUUCUACUGUAUAAAGCUGCUCAUUUGAAGCACUUCCUUUAUCACUGUGUAAUAUAAGUAUUGGUGAAACCUAAUCACAUGUAAAAUACAGUAUGCACUUGUUUUGACACAUCAACUUUUAAAGCUUAGAUUGAAACAUAUUUUGGUAUUCACUUGUUACGGCUCUCUUUACAAUCUUUUACGGAGAACGUUUCAGCGUGGCUAUUGUACAAACACCAUGAAGCUGCCGUGAAGAUUCCCAGUUACUUUUGUUUUUCUAUUCUCAUUUUUUCAUUCUUGUUCUCCAUUUUCUUUAUAUGCAUUUGAACUUCCAUAUUGUUAAAAUAGUCGCUGGUUUUCACUAAUACUGAAUAUCCUUGCUUUUAUUUGCAAUGUUAUACAGUGGUGAUGUGUCAAUGUAAUGGUACAACAGACUGAUAACAUCCUUCUACUAGCAGAUUGCAUACAGAUUUGAGUAUAGAGUUUUCUCCUGUGUUUUCCUUGGUUUGCACUUGGUGUUUCUCUUGCAACUUGAACAUUGUUUUAUAUUACAAUAAAUCUAUAUAUUUUUCUACCUAU